AUGGGGCAACUGCGCUUAUUUAAAAAUCCAAUUCUUAUUAAAACCAUAAGUGAAUCCACGAUUACCGAAGAAGAAGCAUUACGUUCUAUAAAAAAUUAUACAUCAACUUCAAAAACUGGAUUUGUUUCCGAUCCUGUUAAGAGGAAACAUGAUUCUAUAGAAAGCGUUGUAAGCAAGUUAAUUGAAGGAUAG
Molecule: messenger RNA, 192 nt
Organism: Dentiscutata heterogama
Lineage: Eukaryota; Fungi; Glomeromycota; Glomeromycetes; Diversisporales; Gigasporaceae
Source: the annotation of a GenBank genome assembly